AUGGGGAAGAGAAGCAGUGCAACAUGUCACGUAUCUGUUAUGCAGUGGAACGAAGACGGGUGGCAGACAACCCAAGCUAGACUGGAUGAACUAUAUACGGACAGUCCGAGUGAAGCACCUCGCAUCAUAUCGCAGGAUACAAAAGUUUUUGUUAUAAUUGCGCACACACCUGAGGGUCGCGAAUCCCAUGAUUUUCGCAAGGAAUUCACGGAAUCCUUCUGCAUGCCUGAGCUCUGGCACUCGCCACAUCUGAAUAAUGUUAACGGGUAUUUUGGCUGUGAGGCUACUCGAGCUGCAGGUGAAGUCACCGGUUUCAAUACUUGGUCGUUCUUCGAGAUGAAACAUGUCCCCGAAGUCUUGGAUAAGUAUCACUGGUCCAAGGUCAACGUCUCCACGCGGUGGCUCCCAAAGACUAACCAGAUGGGAGUCUUUCUACUUGACCCAACCAAAGAUCUGUCGGAGCCACUUCUAAAUCCAGACCCACGAAAGCUUAACGAUCCAUUUUGGGUGUAUUCGGAUGUACUGCAAGAGGUCGCUAGACUUCAAGAAGAUGCUGUUUGGAAAAUCCGUGACCGUGUUCGAGGCAUUGAGAAAGAGGCUGAAAAAGAGGCGAAGGAGGAGAAAAAGAACAAGUCUCCCAAAAGACCCAGACCAGCUUACCGACAACUGCACGAUAUCGCUCGGCAUGCAAUCCAUGUUACCGAGUCGCUAGACGUGGCUGUACAAAAUGUGGACCAUAUAAUUCGACAACAUGAAAUGUAUAUGAACACCCGGCGAGACAAGUACGCAUCGAAAACUUCCCAGGAUACCUCCUUUGAGGAUAUCUCUAGCCGCUUGUCCUUCUACCAAAGCCACAUUGAAAGUAUUCGACACCGGUCAAUUUCCAACCAGAAGAGACUGCAGAAUGAGAUUCAACUCAAGUUCAAUCAAGUCGCACAAUACGAUGCAGGGGUUACAGUUGACAUUAGCCGAGCCGCACGUGAGGACAGUGCGAACAUGAACUCAAUCGCAAUUGUGACCCUCCUCUUCCUCCCGCCAACCUUUCUUGCUGCUAUCUUCAGCAUGUCAUUCUUCAAUUAUGAUCGGGAACUUGGCUGGUCGGUCUCCGACAAAUUCUGGAUAUACUGGGUGUUCACCGUGCCAUUAACCGCUGUAUCAUUUCUUGUCUGGUACUAUUGGGGUAAGAUACUCUCGCCGAAGAUAGAUGUUUCUCCUGUGUAUAAAGAGAAGAUACCCAAGGAAUUGCCUAUGUAUGCCUAG
Molecule: messenger RNA, 1260 nt
Organism: Penicillium odoratum
Lineage: Eukaryota; Fungi; Ascomycota; Eurotiomycetes; Eurotiales; Aspergillaceae
Exons: 4
Coding region: 1-1260 (419 amino acids)
Source: RefSeq, a predicted model, not a curated record